Messenger RNA from Pseudonaja textilis, 1561 nucleotides. RefSeq lists its product as uncharacterized. Lineage: Eukaryota; Metazoa; Chordata; Lepidosauria; Squamata; Elapidae. The record is from RefSeq and is a predicted model, not a curated record.
GAGAAGAGUGAGCCUGUUGCCCGCCGCCUACCAUAGCCAUCUCCCUGAUUGCUGUAGGGAGCAAAUUUCAGACCCGGUCUUCGGAAGGAAGAACUUUUUCCUCGCUAGCAAAACGAGACGCUCGGGGAGCCCGGAGGAUCCAUCGCCUCCUUCCUCGUGUUUCACUUCCCUCUGUGGAUUUAUGGAUGCUCAUCUGACAGAGAACAUGGAGCUCACACCAUUCUUCAAACUCCCAUCUUCCCAACUCAUUGGAAGUUUAGGAUCUGUUGCUCCCAUCGUACUCAUGAUCCUUCUGCUGCUUCUCUGUUUUCCCUUUAAAAAGAAAAAGCAUCACUUGUCUAUCAGAACCAGGAAGAAGGACUUAAGUAUGUCUGAACUAAUCGAACUGACAAAAUUGGAAGAUGGGUUGUCUCCAGAAAGGGAGUCUCUUUCAGAUCAAAGUUUGCACAAAGGUAACACUUUGCCUAGUCACCAAACACAGGAGCAAUCAAAUGGAUUUUCUUCAGAGCUUCAGCAAGCAAAUGCUGACUCUCCAAAAUAUACACAGGAAGUUAACUCAAGCCAACAAACGAUGGAGAAACUGAACAUGAAACAACACAGAAACUUGAGUCCACAAGCGCCAGGUUCCAACGUACCAUCCCCAAGCCCACUGCAGUUCAGGAAACUCCCAGUGACUCCCAAAGAGGCCUACCUAUCUAAAAUGUUACCAUCAACUCAGAACCUAGACAACCUAAUUUACGAAAGCAUUGGUAUUAAAGAACAGGAACUAUAUAGCAAGGAUUGGCUGGAAGAAAGGACAGGCUGUCAGAUGGUGUCUAGUGAUAAUUUGAUCUGUUCCACAACCCAUGGAGUUGGAGCAGAGCCUGUGGUACUUGGUGGGAAAGAUUCUGAAGUUGAAGGAUCCAACAACAUGCCUGUGCAGUUGUCCCCAGCUCAACAAUGCCAGGAGUCACAUGGCCAGUUGCAGGAAGUGGCACCUGAGAAAGAGGCCCCUCAGGCUCAGCUUGAAUCUGAUUCAAGAAGACUAAGUGCCAUGUAUGCUCGAGUGUGUAAGCGAACCAAGGCAUCGCAGCCAGUGCAACCUGAAAAUUGUGAUGAGUCUAAGGAACAAGAAGAGGAAGAACCUCCACCCAUUCCAGAAAAAUGUUUUGAGCACAUCUAUGAAAGCCUGAAUGCCGAUGGUGAGAUGCAGGAUGGGGGCUUGUAGGUGCAACUCUUUCUAAACUGGAAAGUGUACUAUAUGUUCUAAUCUAAAUGGGCAACUAUUCAUUAUGCAGAAAAGUCAAUUAUGUACAUUUAUAUGGUGUUCAUAAAUCUCUGAGGUAUAUAGGUGCUACUGAAGAGUUGGCUGAAAUGUUAAGCUUUAAAAAAAAAAUAGUUCAAACUGUUACAAUUUUCUAUCUUCCCCAAAAUCCUGGUGCUGGAAAGUUCUACCCUUUUCUUCCACUUCUGUAUAUUUUUCUCCUUCUGACAUCAAUUUUGACUUCCCUGGGCCUUUUUUCAUUGCCUGGCCAACUUGGAAGUGCUCUUCUAGCAAUGGGAGGGCCAAUGUGAGCCAGCA